CUGUUGGAUCCGUCGUAAAAGACCAGUCUUUCCUCGUUCGUAGUGGAGAACACGAGUGUAGCUCAAGCGGUAGAAACGAGAAUGCUCAAGUGACUUUAUGCUAUUUUAAGCCUUUACAGUCCUUUUUAUAAUGCUUAAAACGCCAUAAUUUAUAAAUUACUGAACUUAAAGAACCACGACAAUUAAUGAAAAACAAUCGAGAACAGAUACUACAACAAUGACGUAUACUGCAACAAUAAGGAGAACCAGACCUUUAGAGUGCCUUAUCCUGCCCUCACUACUGUUGCUGUUGACGAUGGGGUGGUCCAGGGUGGUCAUGGGCACGGGCGUAGUGGGCAACUUCAUCAAAAUCAACAUCACUGUAGUUUUACCUGAAGGUGGUAACAGAACUAAGACCAUCGAUACUGAUGAAAAUAGCCUGAAGACGUUUGGUAUCACAAGGGAAGAACUGUCCAGCGCCCUCAUAUACACGAAUGCCAAUGGAGAGGUUAGUGAGGUAGUGAUGGGCGAACGACACAUCCCUCUACAUCUGGAGCCGGUCAGGGACUCCAGUUACACCUCCUACAGUUUUGGGACGGUUGAUGGUGGGUUCUGGUCCGUUAGCGCCUCCAACUUCACCAACAUCACCAUCCACGAUCUCGAAGACGACGAGACACUGGAGGCUGUGGAGGUGUCACUAGACUGGUCGUUGCCGCCCCUUGCCCAGCCAAACCCCGCCGACGUCACCCUCACGUCUGCCCUUUUGGAGGCCGCCAUCUACCUCGACAAUACCACCCUGGUGCGACAGAAAGUCAGUGGUCGCGUGGCGAUAGGGAAGUGGGUACAGAUGGUGCCAUACGCCGGGGUGUACCUGCAGGUGUUGAACCCUCACACCCACCUCACCACCCUGGCCGCCUACUUCAACACUCAAGACUACUUCAUAGACAGAGAGCUGGUCCACACCCUCACCAACCUCAUGCCCGGCAGGCUGGCUUUUCUCACCUCCUACUAUGACACUUCAGGUCGGUUGGGAGCAUCGUCUAGGGACACUCUCACCUCACUAGGGUCCUUCGCCGCCCGUUACCUCACCUUCGGGGACUGCUGGUCGUGGGCGUGGCGUGUGGGCGGGGCUACACUCGCCGAGGGACUGGUCACCAACCCUCACGGCGUCAUGAGCCACCCGCCUCCUCUCAACUUAGAGGUCCCUGUCUCUCCAUCACCACCUUCAGAGCGCCUGUGUGAGUCGUGGCCCUUGUCUUGGAAUAAACGACAACACUUUUGUGACAUGUACGACGGCUAUGGCGACCUGUGCUCCUGCUCAGCACCCUUCACCCUGCCCGCCAACGCUACGGGGACAGGGGAGGAGCUGGGCGUGGUGGUGGUGGCGGGCAGCCGAGCGAGAUAUCUCUUCAGACUACUGAGGCAGCUGCUGACUCAGCCGGGCGUGGCACUGCAUCAGGUGUUGGUAUCAAUAGAUGGCGGCUAUGAGGAGACCAUCAAGCUGGUGGAUCUGCUGGGGCUCAGGUGGCGCGUCCAUAACCCUGAAGGCAAAGGCUCACCGCGUAUAUCCAGACACAUGAGGUUCGCGCUCUACCACGGGGUUCAGCUGCUGGCCACCAACAAGUUCAUCAUCUUGGAGGACGACCUCAUCCUCGCUCCUGACUUUUACUCGUACAUGCAGCAGACAGCUGUGCUCUUAGAUAAAGACCCUUCACUGUUCGCUGUGUCUGCCUACGCCCACUUCUCCUUCAGACACACUGCUCACGACCCCACCCGCCUAUAUCGCGUCCACUCCUUGCCUGCAUACGGCUGGAUGGUUAAGAGGAGCUUCCUGGAGGAGACGCUGCCCAAGUGGCCUCCUGUCUUUGUGGCUACAGACUGGGACUACUGGAUGGGGUGCGGACUGGUGCGUCGUGGGAGGGAGUUGGUCAUCCCUGAGGUGUCAAGGACCUCCCAUGCUGGGCUCUCUGGCACACACUUCUCCGGCUUCGUCACCCAGAAACGCUUCUCCAACAAGCCUCUCUCAGAUGACCCUAACACCCGGGUCAACCUCACCACAGUGAACAGAGAGGUGUACGAAAUUGAACUGAAAGAAUUAUUGUCAAGGGCUAAACCACUCAACAUCAGCGACCCUUACAACUUCACAUUUCCUAGCGAACCUGGCGAGGUGUAUGCCGUCUGUGUCAAGAUGCACUUCCAAGGUGACGACAAAACCUUCAAGGUACUCGCAGACGCAUUGAAGAUUUGGAGUCAGGAUCCGAGGGAUCACCACUACGGCCUGUGGAGACUCCCCUACCACCGAGCGACCCUCCUCAUCAUAGCGACCCCUUACUCUAAGUACAGUAAGAACUACCUGAAGCAGCAGUGUCCCGUGUUAAGUGUGAACGGUGCUCUGUACGCUCAUAUGCUGGACAAUUACAAUGACGAAAACUACAACUUCUUGAGACAUUCCCCCCUCGACUUCCUCACUAUCAUGAACCUCAACCUCGACUCCCGGGCCCAGUUCGAGCAUCACCUGAUGGAACACUCAGUCUCCCAUGACGUCACUUCCGGCGAAGCUAAUAAUGAGACUUCUUCGCAUAUCAGUACACUAUUAGGAGAUAAGACGGUAAUUACCAGUACACUAGAUGAAGAUAAGACCGUAUAUACCAGUACACCAGGUGAAGAUAAGACCGUAUAUACCAGUACACCAGCUGAAGAUAAGACCAUAUAUACCAGUACAGCUGAAGAUAGGACUGUAUAUCCCAGUACACCACCUGAGGAAAAGACCGUAUAUACCAGUACAUUAGCUGAAGAUAAGACCGAAUAUACCAGAUGAAGAUAAGACCGUAUAUACCAGUACACUAGCUAGAUAAGACCUGAAGAUACGAAUAUAUAUACCAGUACACCACUGAAAAUAAGACUGUACAUAAGAACUUAAGAAUGAAAGAAACUGCAGCGGGGCUAUUGGCCUAUACUGGGCAGUUCCGUUUACACCCAACCAGCUGAAAAUAAGACCGUAUCUGAAGACCAGUCGUUUACUAGUGCUCCAAUACAGAUUGUGCAAGAUAUAAAAACAGUAAAACUCCGGAUGAUUUCGCAGAGUACUUGGUCUUUGGUACCAAUAUAUACCACAGUAAAAAAUGUAACAGAAGGUUUUUAAUACGAAUGAGUCAGCCUACUCGUGGUGAAGUACAGUAUAUGUCAAUAUUGCCCACGAUAACUUAAAGCUACUGAAAAGCGACACGAUGAUUUUUUAAAAGAUCAAAACAACCCCUUUUCGGCAACGCAUCAGUGAUAAGGAACGACUUUUAAUUCUUCCGUCAGCGUAGGUGGUGUUUUUCAAAAUCGUGAGAGCAAACAAAUAGGGAGAGAACAGAAACCUGCCGUUAGUUACUCUGCCUUGUGAUAAGGAUUUGUACAUUAAAAUGAACCUAUUUACUGUGUCAAUUGAGACUUGUGAUGUAGAAAAGUAGACAAGUAUCAGGAAACUGCAACAUAUAAUGAACCUUUAACGAAGAAGAAAUUUUGGAUGAUGGUGAGAAACACGGAGAUAAUGAUAUUGGGUACAGCUGGGUCUUCAUUUACACGGGCAAUUGAACCCGUGGAGACCCGCGUAAAACGAGAAACGCGUAAAUGAAAUAACAGAACAUAUGGGAUUAAUUAAA
Homarus americanus (American lobster) is the source of this 3626-nucleotide messenger RNA. RefSeq names its product protein O-linked-mannose beta-1,2-N-acetylglucosaminyltransferase 1-like. Gene Ontology annotation, biological process: protein O-linked glycosylation via N-acetylgalactosamine. The record is from RefSeq and is a predicted model, not a curated record. The transcript is spliced from 16 exons. The coding region runs from base 218 to 2797 and encodes 859 amino acids. Gene Ontology annotation, molecular function: beta-1,3-galactosyl-O-glycosyl-glycoprotein beta-1,3-N-acetylglucosaminyltransferase activity. Lineage: Eukaryota; Metazoa; Arthropoda; Malacostraca; Decapoda; Nephropidae. Gene Ontology annotation, cellular component: Golgi membrane.